CACCUAAACCUAAAAUUUCACAAAGGUCUCUCGCCCUCUUCUCAUCGAAGCUAUUGCCAGCCGCGUCAAAACCAUGUCCCAGCCCACCAGCGAAAGAUUUUUCCCACCCCCUACCACUAGACUCGACGGGAGUCGUUUAACGAUGGUCUACUGGGUCAUCGAUGAUGGCCCAAUCCCUUCACUUUACGAGAUUUGGAAGGCAUACGAUAAAAUCGGAUCAUACCUCGCCCAUGUGGAGGAGUUUCGUGGGGGAUCGAAACUCGAGGUUUACUUUCUUAAACCAGCCAAGGUAUUGCCCAAAGAAUAUUGGGAUCAUUAUGAAGAAUUUAUGAGAAUCAAGAAUGGUAAAGAAGGUAAAGGUGUGAGAUUUGAAAGGAUGUUACUUGACAUUCUUGUAUGGUCGUUGCUGGAGAAACGUAAUUAUCUGAUAAUCUCAAGUAACAAAGACUUUGGACACGGCACCAAGUUCAACACAGUACGUGAUACUUUAAAGGAGAAGGGUAUCACUGUUACUGUAGCACAUCCUGAUUUUUUCAUAAACCUUGAUCCCUCAUUCUUUGAUCAGUUUGGCAUCCCCUGAAAUAGUUCCCAAGUUUACAUUUACCCUAUACAAAAUAAGGCUAUUCAGGUUCCAUCUUUUUUUUAAGAAGAAUAAGAAACAUUAGAAGCAGGGGAAAGAGGAUCACAAGACUUCCAUUAGUUGCUUCACUUCAGUUUCAGUGAGUCUAGAGCCAAGUUUAGUCAGCCUGGUUUUCAAUUCUUGGUAAGUAAUUGUGCCCGCUUUUUUCGAUAUCCAUACUCAGCAAACAUUGUUUUUAAGACCUUUAAUUUCCUCUUCCGAGAGAUUCUCUGCAAUAACAUGCAAACCAAAAUCAGAAACACAACCUAUGAUUAAGCAAAACAAAAGAGAAUUAAUGUCUUACUUGCAAAAGAAGCAUUUGUAAUAUUUUACCUUAA
Messenger RNA from Capsella rubella, 957 nucleotides. RefSeq lists its product as uncharacterized. The record is from RefSeq and is a predicted model, not a curated record. Bases 74 to 580 code for a protein of 168 amino acids. The transcript is spliced from 3 exons. Lineage: Eukaryota; Viridiplantae; Streptophyta; Magnoliopsida; Brassicales; Brassicaceae.